UGCCAAAAAGCACCAAAACACACUGGCUUCUCACCAUAACAUGGUCCGCAGGAGUAGCGUCGAUGCUUUAAAAACGUGCCGCUGAUCGCUGCAAGCAGUUCCCCGAGGUGUACCAUCGUAGUUGUUGAGCCAUCAUUUUGUUAUUACAUAAUGAAGAAUUACUCUCAAGAAUGACUGAUUCUGUUAGGGUCUGCAGCAACCAACGAUUGCGCAUCUGGAUUUGGCCGAGCCGCUACCACUAGCUAGCGGACAGGCUAGCAAAGCAGAAUGCUGUAGCGCUCUCCUCUGCAGUGAAUCCAAUCGACUGGAUAAUUUAGCCAGCUGUCAGUUUGCAGCCCUCACUAGUUAGGUCGUGCAGUAGCUGACGUUUAAAGGCCUGCCGAAAAUGUAAACCACCAUGCAAACAAAGAGACGGGAAAUGGCAGUGCCAGUGAUGGCCUCCCCCCUCCCUGUCUCCUUCAUCCUGGUGGUUCUCCUGUUGGCCAAGUCACCUGUGUGCCAGGCAGGGGACUGCAAGGGCCACAGGCAGGUUUUGAGGGGACCACCUGGCUAUGUGACAGAUGGAGCAGGAAACUACUCUGUCAAUGGGAAUUGCGAGUGGCUCAUCAAAGCUCCCAACAACAGUCACCGCAUUGUCUUGAAUUUCACCUUCAUGGACACAGAGUGCACUUAUGACUACCUUUUUGUGUAUGAUGGGGACUCCUACCAAAGCCCACUGCUAGCCAGUCUGAGUGGCAACACGGUGCCCCAGCCCAUUGAAGCAAAGUCUGGCAAGAUGCUGCUUCAUCUCUUCAGUGACGCUAAUUACAACCUCCUGGGGUUCAAUGCAACUUACACCUUCUCUUUGUGCCCUGGAGCGUGUGGCGGUCAUGGUCGUUGUGAUUCCUCUACAUCAAAGUGCCAUUGUCAUCAGGGUUGGGGUGGGCCCUCAUGUACAACCCCUCUGUGCACUCAAGCUUGUUCUGUGAACGGCCAGUGUGACAAGAAAGGAGAGCGUUGUCUGUGUAAGCCAGGCUUCGUGGGUCAAAGCUGCCAGCUUGGUCUCUAUAAUGACAGCGGUGCAGGGAAGUGGUGGCGUGUGAGUGAAGAAAACCCCUACACACCUCCCAGGACAGGUUCUGCAGGCGUGUACCUCUCCUCCACAGGAGCCAUGUACCUGUUUGGCGGAUUUGAUCUGAACAGAGCUCUUGGUGACUUGAUCAAAUACAAUUUCACAUCCAACCAAUGGGAAAGCAGGUCUUAUGGUCAUUCACCUGUGGCUCGUCAUUCCCACACAGCAGUAGAGUAUAUGGGUAAAAUGGUUAUCUUUGGAGGAGAGCUAGCCAACGGCUCCCUGGCCAAUGAUGUGUGGAUGUACCGGCCUCUCAAUGAUGACUGGCAACAACUUGGCCUUUCCACUUCACGUGGUGCUCCUAAACUGGCUAAUCACGCUGCGGCUAUAGUAGACAGUUAUCUCUAUGUGUUUGGAGGUCGUACUGAGGAGGAUAUGUUUUCCUCAACUCUGUAUCGGUUCGGCCUGCAUGGCUCUGGACGGUGGGAGACGGUUCAGCCCACAGGUGGGAAGCCACCUGCCACUGCUGGGCACUCCAUGGUCUUCCACAGCCCUUCCAGGACAUUGCUUGUCUAUGGAGGGCACAGGCCUACCACUGCCAGGUUUAGUGUCAGGGUGAACAAAACAGACGUGUUCCAUGUGGAUCGACGAUUUUGGACAUCCUUCCGUUCGCGUUUCGCUGCAACUGGCCCAAGAGAGCGAGCUUUCCAUUCAGCCACUGUCAUCGGAAACUACAUGGUUGUCUACGGAGGGAAUGUGCACAUUCAUUACCAAGAGGAAAAGUGCUAUGAUGAGGAAAUCUUUUUCUACCAUCUGGGUUGUCACCAGUGGGUCUCGGCAAAGGAGAAACUCAGUGGAGAUGCUAUGAGGGGGCGUUACUCACAUGUUGCUGCAGUGAUGGAGGGACGAGUGUUGCUGGUUGCUGGAGGUUACAGUGGCGUUGCGCGUGGAGACCUUGUGGCUUACAAAGUUCCCCUUUUUGUCAGUAGCGACCAAGGUGACAGGGAUGCUGUUUGUGCUGAGGCAGUAGAUGAAAAUAUGUGCCUGAAGAACCCAGAGUGCAGCUGGUGUGAAGGCCGCUGUCGAGAGUACCAGCCCACUAACCCGUGUGGAAGUACUGGUUGCUUGGGCCUUGCUCGCUUCCUGUCUGACUGCCAGUCCUGUCUGGUGUUCAGUGGCACUCCAGCUUCUCUGGCCCGUGCCCCUGGUGAAUUUGGCUGGUGUGUUCAGAAUGAAUCCUGCCUGCCAGUGUCAGAGCGAAGUGCGUGCCGUGUGGACCAGAUCUCAGGGGCGUACGGCUGGUGGGGGGAGCGUACCCUUUUCCUAACCUCCCUCCACUCCUGUCGCACCGAGAACUAUGUCCCGGGACUGCACCUGCUCACCUUCCAGCACCCCCGCAACGACUCCCAGCCUGACCAGGUAACCAUCCUCCGCAGCGCCACCAUCAUGCUUGGCCCCACCACAGAAAUGGACGUAGCCUUACAGUUUAGGGGGUUUGUCCACCCAUUGUGGGGCGGGCCUCCACCUGCACCCCCUCCUACAGAGACUGUCUCCAUGUGGGCUCGCAUCCAGAGGCUUCACUUUGAGGCUCGAAUGGCAACAGGACCCAACUCCAGCCAGAUGGAGGUGGUGGGUCGCUGGGCAGCUCAGCAGGAAAAGGAGCUGAAGCUCCUGGCUCGACCAGAUGGGAGUCGACUUUUCUCUAACCUCACUCGGGGAAACCAUUACCUUGUUCAGGCGGAGGGCUACCUGAACAACUCGGGCUCAGGACAGACAAGUGAGAUGGCCUUGAUCUGGAACAGAACGUUGCCUGGAGGAAGUGAGAUCUCCUUCCUAUUCUCGGAGCCGUACCGCUCAGGUUCCUGCUCAGGGUACAUGUCCUGUCUGGCCUGUCUGUCAGACCAGUCUUGUGGCUGGUGCCCGUCUUUGUCCCGCUGUCUGCUGCGUGACACCCCAGACCUGGAACCCUGCCCUGAGGGGCAGAACGGUGACGGGAAGAUGGAAGGUCAGCGCCAUCUGCUGUUAGCACCCCAGCACUGCACCAUGUGUGAAGAAUACAGAGACUGCUCUGCUUGUACUCAGGACCCUUAUUGUGAGUGGCAGAUAAACUCCAGCAAGAAAGGCGACUACCAGUGCAGUCGGCGGGGAAGAGUAGAUGGAUCCAUACGUGAUCCAAGGGGGUGUCCUAAAGUGUGCAACCAGAGAAAGACGUGUGGUGAAUGCCUUUCCAACUCCAGCCAGUGUGCGUGGUGUGAAUCGGCUCAAGCCUGCUUCUAUUUUGCUGCCUACCUCACAAAGUACCCCUAUGGAGAGUGUAGGGAUUGGUAUGACAGUGUUCACUCAGUUCCCCAGUGUAAGCAGUGUUCAGCUUUAAACACAUGUACAGAGUGCCUGAGGACUUUCCAGUGUGGCUGGUGUGGUGACUACAAUAAUCCCACAAUUGGAAAAUGUUUGAGGGGAGACUGGGCAGGAAUGGAUGAUCCAUCAGUGUAUAACUGUAGUGUGGCUGUGGCUGAAGCUCGGGCUGCAAACCCUGAACCCCAAACUUCAGCCCCACCACGUCCCCUAGAAAUGGAGAUGGAGUUGGAGCAUUUGAGUGAUGAAGAGCAAGAUGCAAUCUGGGCCUAUCCCACUUGUCCUGAUGUAGAGGAAUGCAGGCUGGGCCUCCACAACUGUCACCCCUCUGCCACCUGCAUCAACACUCCCACUUCAUAUGAGUGCCAUUGUGAGAGAGGAUUCACAGGGGAUGGCACACUGCACUGCAACCAAACCUGUUACAAUGAGUGUCGUGAGGGCCAGUGUAGCGGCAGCCCACGGUUUGAGUGUGAAUGCGCCCUGGGCUGGACAUCUGAUCCCGCUACUCUGGUUUUGAGUGGUGUAGAAUGUGAUGUUGACUGUGGCUGCAACUUCCACUCCACAUGUAUUACUGCUCCAGGGAUCUGUGAUGAAUGCCAAGACUGGACUACAGGGCCGCACUGUGAGCACUGCCGUCCAGGUAGCUUUGGCUCAGCCCUGGCUGGUGGUAGUGGCUGUGUUCCCUGUGAGUGUAACGGACACGGCGACCCUCUCCAGGGAUACUGUCACAACCAGACAGGCCAGUGCUACUGCACCCACAACACUCAGGGACCACACUGCGAGUCCUGUCUGCCUGGUUACUAUGGAGAUCCCAGAAACAAUGGAACAUGUUACCGCCAGUGCCAGGGCCGCUCUGUCCUGCUGUCCUCCACUUCCUCCACCACCAUUCCCCUGUCCUCUUCUUUGGGGUGGCGGAGUGGCACAGAGGGGAAAGGUGGACUUUCUCAUUGCCUGUGGGUCCUCUCUGUGACCGAGAACUUGGCACCUUGUCUGCCCAGACAGUUUUGUCCCCCAGUAGCUCUCACGCUACACCCAGACUCUCAUACACAUUGUAAAAGUUCGUAUGUCUAUGUGUUCGAUGGCCUGCCUCGUUUUCUGGGUAACGGAGUUGUACAUUCUGAUCACAAUCUAAUUGGAGCAUUUUGUGGCACCACGAGGACUCAGCCUAUCACAGUGGAGGCCACUUCAGGUGUGAUCUCAGUCUACUUUGAAGCCAACGUCACUUCAGACAGACCUCAAGGCUUCAAUGCAUCUUUCUGGGUACGACGGUGUCAGCAGAGCUCUGAGGAUGAAGAUGGAUCUGUAUGUCCAGGUGGAGCCCAGUGCCAGGGUGGGCUCUGCCAGUGCCCUCAAGGAUAUGGGGGACCACACUGUGACCGGCUAGUGUGCCCUCAGGAUUGUGGAAUAGCAGAAGGAAGAGGAACUUGUAAUAUAUCUCUGGGAGUGUGCAUGUGCACAGAGAGCUGGGUUGGGUCAGACUGCUCUAUUCCUCGAGACUUCAACAGCUUGGUGUGGGAAACCUUACUAGACACACAGAUGACUGUGAACCAGGCCCACCGGUUCCUCCACAGGAUGGGACAUUCUCUGGUGUCUGGACCACAGGGCAACCUCUGGAUGUAUGGAGGGCUUUCUCUGACAGAGGGAAUUCUGGGAAAUGUCUAUAGAUAUUCUGUGUUGGAGCGUCGUUGGACCCAAAUGUUGACAAGCUCUGUGGAAGAAGGGUCGAUGCCAAACCCUCGCUACCAUCACGCCUCUGCAAUGCUGAGUCAUGAGUCUGGCUCUGGAGCCAAUCACAACUUUAUGUUGGUAGUAGGUGGGGUCACUCAAGAUGGCGUUUCCAUGGAUACCUGGACUCUCAAUCUCAGCAGUUUAGUCUGGAGAGAGCACAAGAGCACAGUGCUUCCUCCAGUGGCAGGUCACACUUUAACUGUACGGCGAGACUGCUCUGUGCUGUUGAUUGGCGGUUACUCUCCUGAAAAUGGUUUCAAUCACCAUUUACUUGAGUUCAGCCCUCAGUCUGGAAACUGGACCAUUGCCCCCCACACUGGCACACCACCUACAGGUUUGUAUGGCCACACGGCAGUCUACCAUGAACAGACUGAUGCCAUCUAUGUCUUUGGAGGCUACCGCUUUCACGUGGAAAGUGUAGAGCCAUCUGCUGAGCUCUACAGCCUGUAUUACCCCAACCUCACCUGGUCUUUGCUGGCCACCUCUCAGGGUAUUAAGCCCCUGUCCCGUUUCUUCCACGCUGCUGCACUGAUUAAAGACACUAUGGUGAUUGUAGGCGGCAGGACAGAAGCAGAAGACUACAGUAACUCUGUCUCUCUGUACCAGAUCAACUGUAACACCUGGAUACAACCAGUGUCAGCUGUUGGAGAUCCGGUUAAUGGUUCGGUGUCCCUUGCCAUGACGAGCUGGGGCGGUCGUCUCUUCCUGUCAGGAGGCUUCAAUGGCGUCACCCUUGGCAGACUCCUAACCCUGUCUGUGCCCUCUGACCCCUGCGCCCUUCUUCCCACACCAGAGGCUUGCAACACCACCACAGGCAGCUGCAUAUGGUGUAGAGGGAGCUGUGCUUCUUCUGACACUGCUGAGAGAAUGGGAUGCUUCACUGGACAGUCUCCCUGUUCUCCAACCCCUCGUGAGCCAGACCAAUGUCGCAGACUCAAGACAUGCAGUGAAUGCCUUGCACGACACCCUAAAACAUUUUCCAGUCCAUCCCAGCCUGUUUUACAGUGCAAGUGGUGCACAAAUUGUCCAGAGGGGGCUUGUAUCAGCAGCUCUCUCAGCUGUACAGCUGUACAUGACUGUCGAAUCAACCAGAGAGAGAUCUUCCUGUCCAGCAACUGCACAGAGACUAGCUGUGAGGCUUCUGACUGCCCCAAGUGUACAGCUUCUGGAAAAUGCAUGUGGACUCGCCAGUUCAAACGCACAGGCGAAACGAGGCGCAUCUUGAGUGUGAAUCCCACUUAUGACUGGACAUGUUUCAGCUACGCUCUGCUCAACGUCUCACCCAUGCAGGUGGAGUCAUCCCCUCCUCUGCCGUGCCCUCCGCCAUGCCACAGUCUCCACAACUGCAGCCUUUGUCUGAGCUCCAAUGGCUCUGAUGGGGGCUGGCAGCACUGUGUGUGGAGCAUGGCCCUGCAGCGGUGCAUGAGCCCAUCUUUUGUGCCCCUCCGGUGUGAGGCAGGCCAGUGCGGUCGACUGCUUUCUAGGGGAGACUCCUGCUCUCCCCAGUGCUCCCAGCUCACUCAGUGCUCCCAGUGCAUUGCUAGGCCUCAGUGUGGUUGGUGUUCUUCUCGCGGUGGCAAUGGGGCUGGACGCUGCCUACAGGGAGGACUUGAUGGUGUGAGUGAGGGUGUCUGCCCUUUGACAAACAGCAGUUGGUCUUUCCUCCAUUGUCCAGAGGAGGAUGAAUGCGCCAACGGUCAUCACAACUGUAACAGCACUCAGGACUGCCACGAUCUGCCACAAGGAUACCACUGCACCUGCAAACAGGGUUACAUACUUAGCAGUAUUUCUGGUCAGUGUGAGCCAGUGUGUGCACAAGGCUGUGUGAAUGGGACAUGCACAUCCCCCGGAGUUUGCCAGUGUCACUUUGGCUUUGUAGGGGAUAACUGCUCCUCUCAGUGCAGCUGCAACAAACACAGCAACUGUGCUGGUGUUAACAAACCAGAUGUUUGUUUGGAGUGUCACAAUAACACCAUGGGUAAACAUUGUGAGAAGUGUAAGCCUCUGUUUGUGGGCUCUGCCAAGGGGGGUGGCACUUGCCAUCCAUGUCGGGAAUUUUGCAAGGGAAACAGCGCUGUGUGUCUAUCCCGGGAUGAACUUAAGAAGGCACAGGAUACUCCACACUUAUUUCCUCUUGACCCUAACAGCAUUCAGUCCUGGGUGUCUGAGGGUCCUACAGAGGAGAAUGCUGUAUGUGUAAAUUGUCAGAACAACAGCGUAGGGGAUCGGUGUGAGAGCUGCCUUAGCGGCUACUUCCUGCUGCAGGGGAAGUGUGAGAAGUGUCAAUGUAAUGGCCAUGCAGACACAUGCAAUGAACACGAUGGCACAGGCUGCCCCUGCCAAAACAACACAGAGACCUCCUCCUGCCUCAGCAGCCCCCAGAGUGAUCGCAAAGAUUGCUACAGACAACAGUGUGCAAAGUGCAAGGAUUCUUUCAAUGGCACACCAGUGAAUGGGCGUCAGUGCUACCGUCAGUUUAAUGUGGACACAGAGUGCUGCUUUGACCCCACAUCGCAGACCAACUGCUUUCACGAUCCCACCAUUCGCAACCUGCCCAAGGGGCGCACUGUAUUCUUUGCUGCCCAGCCAAAGUUCACCAAUGUGGACAUUCGGGUCACCAUUGAUGUCACUUUUGGUGAGGUGGAGGUGUACGUGUCCAACUCUCAUGACACCUUCAUUGUGAACGUAGAUCGAUACACAGGGAUUCACACCAUCAAGAUCGAGGAGGAAUCUGUAGUUCCAGGGAAAACUGCCGGGACAGAAAAGGAUUCACCUCCGUCCCCUAUAAAGGUGUUUGCCAACACCUCAUCCAACUUUGCAGGUUCUGUGCUCUCCCAAAGCCUGCAAGCAAAACCUCCAGGAGCGGAAAGGGAAAUUAGAGAGGAACGUGCUGAAGGACUCAUCACCUAUAUCACCGUGUGGAAACCCCAGACGGUGCUGAUUGUCCGUGGUGUUCGAGAUCGCGUAGUGAUCACCUUCCCCCAUGAGGUGCACUCCUUGAAAUCUAGUCGCUUUUACAUCGCUCUGAGAGGUGUGGGAACUGAAGAGAGACAAGGAGAGUCCCAGGGCCUGCUGUUUCUGCGACAGGACCAAGCCCACAUUGACCUUUUUGUCUUCUUCUCUGUCUUCUUCUCCUGCUUUUUCCUCUUCCUGUCUGUCUGCGUCCUCCUGUGGAAGGUUAAGCAGUUCCUGGACUUCCGUCGGGAGCAGCGUCGCCACAUUCAGGAGAUGACAAAGAUGGCAUCAAGGCCUUUUGCUAAGCUCACUAUAUACCUUGAGCCGGAGGAGCCUCAGCUCAUCUACUUGCCUUCAUCUGGUGGAGGGGUAGGGGGCAGCACUGUGUCGCUUGCUCAUGCCCGCACAAGCAAGUUAAGUGGAGUGGUGGUUGGCCAGAGGGGCAGAGCAGGACCUGUCUCCUAUAAACAUGACCCAUCCUCCGGAACCACAGCCCAUCACCACCAUCACCUCACCUUGGGUGGAGGAGGCAACAGCGGCCAGCAUUUACCACUGCACUACUUGAACACCCAUCAUUAUGCCAGUACCACAGCUGGCAACCCAGCCUCACAUCAUCACCACCCAUCCACAUACAGCGCUUACCAGCACUUUUGCCGUCCUGACCCUUUCCUCUCUCAGCUUAUGGGCUUUUCCUAUUCCUCCUUCAAGGUGGGGCCCAUUACCCUGGAGCCCACAGAUGAUGGUAUGGCUGGAGUGGCUACAGUCCUCUUCCAGCUGCCGGGGGGUGUCUUGGCUCCAAACCGCGCCUGUCUGGGCUCCGCACUGGUUACUUUGCGACAGAACCUGCAGGAAUACUGUGGCCACGGCAAUGGAGGCGGGCAUCCAGGAGCGGGUGCGGGCCGCAAGGGGCUGCUGGGGCAUCAGCACCUGACCACUAUGGCUAUGUAGAGAAACAAGUAACAUUUUUAUGAGAGAUAGAAUAAGUCUUUAAAGUGUUUGGUAUAUAAUAAAUUAAUUUUGAAAGAAACACAGCCACAAGGCAAUGACAACAUCCAAAAGUAAGAGCAACUUGAGCAUUUUGAAGAGAUGUACAUAUACUGUAUAAUGAAUUUAAAGUGUCUUUUAUUCUAUUAUGUGUUGCUAUACUGUAUUUCAGUGCUUCACAUGACCAAGCCAGCUGUCUCUAGAAUGCACUACAACUGCUAUACGUAUCAGCAAAAUGCAUCACAUCGUGUCUGUGAUCACUAAAGAGGUAUGAGUGCACUCGACAGAUUAUGCGACUGAAGACUGAAGCUGGACUAGUGUUAAAAUUAUUCUCAUUGACCAACAGAGGUGUAAAACCAUGUGCUUGUUUUGGAACCAACAUGUGCUUUAUACCCCCCUUCCCAAAAAAGUGACAAUCAGAAUUGCCAUUGAGAACAAAAGACUUGAUUGUCAGCGCAGGAAAAAAGUCUGAGUUACUCGUGAGAUGGUUUUUAUAUCAUAGUCGAUAUGAAUGAUUUAUUAAUUGUAGCUAAGUAUAUGGCAGGCUUCUAAGCUACACGUUUAUGUUAAACAGACUCAGUAUGUUUCCGCAUAUGCAUUCACCUGCUCUGUUACGUUACACAUCUUUUUGCUCGUCUGCCUUCACUUCUUGCCUUGUCUGUGAGUCAGAUGGCUUACACUGAAUACUUGUGUUAAUGGAAAUGUGUUUGGUGCAGCUCCUGGAAGAUGUAAAAGUGACAUUUAGAAUUUUCUUUCAUGAGUUGUUUUGAAUUGAGAAGUUGUGAAGGAUAAUGUUUUCAGUAUCGUUUUUGCACUCACGACACUACAGUAACUUAACAGAACUCGUCCAUUAAAAUGAAGAAAUUGUCCUUUUUAUGAUUAUUUUUUGUUCACAUUAAAUGUGUGUUGGUGUUGAGAUGGUUCAUUAAGCUGCCUUUUUUUUUAUGGCAGCUUGCCUUCUUAGGUGAUUGUAUGCACCAAUCAAACUAUGGUCUAACUAAAAAUAAAUAAAUACAGUAUGAACAGUUACAUUUCAUUAACAGUGGAAAGUGUUACAUUAGAAAGUUCUCCUGGUGAGAGGUUUGGAAAGGUUUUGCAGCAUUAUUUUAAUUGAUUUACAUGUUCACUGGUUUGUGUUAACGGGAGUAUUUUGAUUUACUUUUUUGCACUGCACGGAGCCAUGGGGCUUUAAAAUUCAUGUGAAACACAAGAGCGGGGUGUCAUCCAUGCUCGGAUGGCAAACAUUGUCGUGGACGAACUCAGAAUGGUGCUACUGGCGUUUUUUGUUUUUUUGCUUUUUUUCUUCUUUUCUUUUUUUCCAUUUUUUUUGGGUAGUUCAGCAUAGUUCAGCAAAAUAAAGCUCAUAUGAAUACUGUCAUUAUUUAUAGCAGCCAUGCCCAAAUGAGCAUUAAAAUUGUUGUCUUGUAUCUCUGUGUAAUUUUUUUUAACAUGCUUUAUUUUUGUACAUAACUUUUAUUGUGUUUGUAUUUUCGUUUUCAAAGAAGGGAAUAGUGUUGUACAGAGGAUUGUGUGAGGAGUCUGUGUCUUGAGUCAGCUGAAAUAAAGUCUGUGGAACAUGA
Molecule: messenger RNA, 10653 nt
Organism: Pelmatolapia mariae (spotted tilapia)
Lineage: Eukaryota; Metazoa; Chordata; Actinopteri; Cichliformes; Cichlidae
Gene: megf8
Product: multiple EGF-like-domains 8
Exons: 44
Coding region: 398-9037 (2879 amino acids)
Molecular function (GO): protein binding; calcium ion binding
Source: RefSeq, a predicted model, not a curated record